Molecule: messenger RNA, 1373 nt
Organism: Photinus pyralis (common eastern firefly)
Lineage: Eukaryota; Metazoa; Arthropoda; Insecta; Coleoptera; Lampyridae
Product: probable ATP-dependent RNA helicase DDX43
Exons: 5
Coding region: 24-1358 (444 amino acids)
Molecular function (GO): ATP binding; RNA helicase activity; RNA binding
Source: RefSeq, a predicted model, not a curated record
UUCAUCCAUUUUUUCAGGAUCGAAUGACAAAAGAAAAAUGGUCUAAGGCCCCACUAAUAAAAAAAAACUUUUACAUAGAAGACCCCGCAGUUGCAGCAAUGACUGCAGAUGAAGUUGCUAAAUUUCGCGAAGAUAAUAAUAACAUUGUGGUUGCUAGAGCGCUGUCUAAAACACCGAACGAUAAUAAACCGAUACCUAACCCAGUUCGAACAUUUGAGGAAGCUUUCCGAAAUUAUCCAUUAAUAUUGGAAGAGAUCAGGAAGGCAGGUUUUGAAUCUCCGUCGCCGAUUCAGCGGCAGGGUUGGCCGAUUUUGCUGAGCGGGGAAGAUCUGAUAGGAAUCGCGCAAACCGGAACAGGCAAGACUUUAGCUUUUUUGUUACCUGCACUAAUACAUCUCGAUGGUCAACCCACACCAAGGGAACAGCGCGAAGGUCCGGGCGUGCUUGUGAUCGCACCCACACGAGAGUUGGCCUUGCAGAUCGAACGGGAGGUUAAGAAAUAUCACUACAAAAAUAUUAAGGCAGUGUGCGUAUAUGGUGGCGGCGACCGAAAAGAGCAAGUGAAUAUAAUAACCAAGGGCGUUGAUAUUGUAAUUGCGACACCUGGCAGAUUGAACGAUCUGGUCCUUGCCGGAUAUAUAUCGACCGAAACGUUUACCUACGUAGUUCUGGACGAAGCCGAUCGUAUGCUGGAUAUGGGUUUUGAGCCUCAAAUACGUAAAGUGUUGUACGAAAUUCGGCCUGAUCGACAAACGGUUAUGACCAGUGCAACAUGGCCGUCUGGUGUUCGCAGAUUAGCUGACUCAUAUAUGGUAAAUCCAGUUCAGGUUUAUGUAGGAUCUUUGGAUUUGGCUGCUGUACAUACUGUCACUCAAACAAUUAUCAUGUUACCAGAUGGCGAAGAGGAGAAAUUUCAAACGUUUAUGGAUUUCGUACAUAGCAUGCAACCUGAUGACAAGGCCAUUGUAUUCUGUGGGAAAAAGGCUAAGGCGGAUUAUUUAGCCUCGGAGCUUGUAAUAAAUGGUAUUGAUUGCCAAGCAAUGCACGGCGAUCGUGAACAGUGUGAUCGUGAACAAGCAUUGGCAGAUAUUACAGAUGGUACCGUUCAAAUUCUCAUAGCGACAGAUGUAGCAUCCAGAGGAAUAGACAUAGAGGACAUAUCACAUGUCAUCAAUUAUGAUUUUCCAAAGAAUAUAGAAGAAUACGUCCACAGAGUGGGACGUACAGGACGGGCCGGUCGUUCGGGAUGUUCCAUUAGUUAUUUUACUAGGGCAGAUUGGGCAAAUGCUCAAGAAUUAAUUCCUAUUUUAGAAGAAGCCUGUCAGGUACGUAGCAAUAGUGAAUCAAACAUUACCUAAAAAUGUGCAAAAUCU